AUGUCAAGCUCCUUCGAGAAAUCGGUCAAGGGGGCCACCAAGAUCAAGGCCGCGCCACCCAAGACCAAAUACAUCGAACACAUCCUCGUAGCGACACAUGCCGGCGAGGCUGGCGUUGGGGAGGUCUUUCGCGCCCUGCAGUUCCGUUUGCGAGACUCGACAUGGACCGUCGUCUUCAAGAGCUUAAUCACCGUUCACCUGAUGAUCCGUGAAGGCUCACCCGAUGUCACACUGUCAUUCCUCGCGAGGCACCCCAACACGCUUGCUAUCAGCAGCUUUACGGACGCCCAGACACAGGGUCGGAACAUUCGGCAUUACGCCAGCUACCUGAGCUCCCGAGCAAAGGCGUUUCGCGAAACGAAAUGCGACUGGGUCCGGACCAAAGAAUCGAGGUUGGAGAAGCUUACGGUCGAAAAAGGCCUGCUGAGGGAGACGGAAAUCCUCCAAACCCAAAUCACAGCCCUGCUGAAAUGCGAUGUACUCGAAGGCGAAAUCGAGAACGAAAUCACAGUCACCGUAUUCAGACUACUGGUGCUUGACCUUUUGGCUCUCUUCCAGGCUCUGAACCAGGGAAUGAUUAACAUCCUAGGCAACUUCUUCGAAAUGUCAAAGGUCGACGCCGAGCGAGCCAUGGCCAUCUACCGCAACUUCACCAAGCAGACGGAUUUCGUAGUGCAAUACCUGAGCGUCGCACGGCAAUUUGAGCACCAGACCCGCGUCGAAGUUCCUAAGCUGAAGCACGCGCCCGUCAAUUUGGGUCGACAACUCGAGGAGUACCUGCACGACCCCGACUUUGAGGUCAACAGAAGGCAGUACAUCGCUGAGCAGCAGGCCAAGAAGAAGGGAGGAGGUGCGAUCAUGAAGUCAGCGGGUGCUGUGUUCGAUUCCAAACCCGCGCCAGCAGCGAACAACCCGUUCCCGAGCACCAACGGAUUUUCACAGCCAAAGACUGAGACUGCCAAGGGACCUGCGCCGGAUCUUAUUGAUUUCUUCGAAUCGAUUGAACAGAACCAAACGACGAUGGCGCCGAACCAGCAGCAACAUCAGCAACAGCAGCAGAUGCCUAUGCAGACUGGCUUUGCCCCCAAUGGCCAAUUCCAACCGCAACCUACAGGCUUCCAGCAGAAUGGGUUUGGAGCGCAGCAGCCGCAGAACGGAUUCGCACCUCAGCCGACAGGAUUUGGGACCAAUCCGUACCAGCAGCAACCGCAGCAGCAGCAACAACAGAGCACAAACCCCUUCGGCCAGCCUCAACAGCAGCCCCAGCAGCAAGCACCACAACCAUUGCAACCCACCUUUACUGGGGCUGGAUUCGGCGGCUUCACCCCUCAACCGCAACAGCCUUUCCAGCCCGGUACUCUUGGUGCCAUACCGCAGGACUCCGUGGCUAGCUUCCCUACUGGUGCGACCGGCAUGCUUAGUCCCAACUCGGCUCAGCAGAUGACGAAUCCAUUCCGGGCGUCUAUGUUGAUGGCCCAGCAAACGGGCAUGUCUACUAAUACCGGGUUCUCGAGCCCAGCCAGCCCUCAGCCCAAUCUCAACAGGCAAUCUACCAACCCUUUUGCGAGAUCUUCGCCUCAAGCGCAACAACCAUUCCCGACCGCGCCUGCGCCUAAUAACUCUCCGUUUGGCUCUCAGCCGAGCCAGUCGACGACGCAACUCCCGACCAUUGCACCUUUGCAGCCGAUGAUGACUGGCACCAACCCGUUCGCCAAGAACUUCACCGGGCAGCAAAUGCAGCAGCAAAGGCCCGCUACCAGCUCUGGUGCGCUCGUUCCACAACCAACAGGGACCACGAACCCUUUCCGCCAGGGUGCCUUUGUGAACCACCAGACAGGCAUGGGCUGGCAGCACAACCAGCAGGCCAUGGGCGGAGGGCUGGAUUCUCUGGAUACUGUGCCCGUUUUCCCGCGACCUAUUCAGCAAAGUCCCUGGCAGACAUAA
Molecule: messenger RNA, 1944 nt
Organism: Colletotrichum siamense
Lineage: Eukaryota; Fungi; Ascomycota; Sordariomycetes; Glomerellales; Glomerellaceae
Product: ENTH domain-containing protein
Exons: 5
Coding region: 1-1944 (647 amino acids)
Biological process (GO): clathrin-dependent endocytosis; vesicle budding from membrane; clathrin coat assembly
Cellular component (GO): clathrin-coated pit; clathrin-coated vesicle
Molecular function (GO): phosphatidylinositol-4,5-bisphosphate binding; 1-phosphatidylinositol binding; clathrin heavy chain binding
Source: RefSeq, a predicted model, not a curated record